Vicia villosa (hairy vetch) is the source of this 1975-nucleotide messenger RNA. RefSeq names its product transcription termination factor MTERF4, chloroplastic-like. The coding region runs from base 184 to 1797 and encodes 537 amino acids. Gene Ontology annotation, biological process: regulation of DNA-templated transcription. Gene Ontology annotation, molecular function: double-stranded DNA binding. The transcript has 2 exons. The record is from RefSeq and is a predicted model, not a curated record. Lineage: Eukaryota; Viridiplantae; Streptophyta; Magnoliopsida; Fabales; Fabaceae.
UAUUCACAAAAGAAAUAGACAUAAAUCGAUCCUUUCAAACACAAACACCGCAGGUAAAACCCUCUUCCAGUUUCUGUUAUCCCUUAUCACUGUUCCAGGAAGAGCCAAAAGAGUCGAACUUCAAUUCAACAAACCCUCGUCACUUUCCCCUCACUAUUCAAUGUUACUUAACUCCAGAAUAAUAUGAAAGUUAUGAACUUUUCUUGUGGUGUAACAAAACCCAAUUUUCCGUUUUCCCAAACAGAAAUGCCAAUUUUAACAUCAUUUGGUCAUUCUAAGUUGACUGCUACCCUAGCUUUUCAAUUGCCAUGUAUUUGUGUUAGGAAGAUGAGGUUGAUUACAAAGCUCCAGUGUUCUGUUGCUAAUAGGAUGUUUACUUCUAGCUCCGGUGGUUCGCAGGGACCUAAACGGGGAGGUCCCUCUUCGUCGUAUGUUGGUUACGCUCGUCCUAGUUUAAAUGAAAUGAAGAAAGAUAAGGUGGCGAUGCGUGAAAAUGUUUACGAGUUCUUGCGAGGAAUUGGCCUUGUUCCUGAUGAACUUGAUGGUCUUGAGCUUCCUGUUACGGUUGAUGUUAUGAAGGAGCGUGUGGAUUUUCUUCAUAACUUGGGGCUUACGAUUGAAGAUAUUAACAACUAUCCUCUUGUUCUUGGUUGUAGCGUCAAGAAGAAUAUGGUGCCUGUGCUUGAUUAUCUUGGUAAAUUGGGAGUUAGGAAAUCCACGCUAACGAAGUUUUUGAGGAGAUACCCGCAAGUGCUUCAUGCUAGUGUGGUUGUGGAUCUUGUGCCGGUGGUUAGGUAUCUUCAAGGGAUGGAUAUCAAACCCAAUGAUGUUCCUCGUGUUCUUGAGAGGUAUCCAGAAGUGCUAGGAUUCAAGCUUGAGGGAACUAUGAGCACAUCAGUUGCUUAUUUGAUUGGAAUUGGUGUUGGAAGAAGAGAACUCGGAGGUGUCUUAACUAGAUACCCGGAGAUUUUGGGGAUGCGGGUUGGUCGAGUCAUCAAGCCUUUUGUGGAGUAUCUAGAAAGCUUGGGUAUUCCAAGGCUAGCCAUUGCUAGACUAAUAGAGACACAACCAUAUAUUCUUGGAUUCGAUCUCGACGAUAAGGUGAAGCCAAACGUCAAAUCCCUCGAAGAGUUUAAUGUUCGGCAAACGUCAAUUGCCUCGAUAAUUGCUCAGUAUCCUGACAUCAUUGGAGCUGACCUAGAGCCAAAGCUUGCCAAUAAGAAAAGCGUUCUCAAUGCUGUACUUGAUUUAGAUCCUGAGGAUUUUGGCUUAAUCGUUGAGAAAAUGCCGCAGGUAGUAAGCCUCAAUAGUACACCUAUGCUAAAGCAUGUUGAUUUUCUUAAGGAAUGCGGAUUUUCUGUGGUGCAAAUAAAGAAGAUGAUUAUUGGGUGCCCUCAACUACUUGCUUUAAACAUUGAUAUCAUGAAACUUAGCUUUGAUUACUUCCAAAGCGAGAUGGAACGGCCUUUGGAAGACAUGGUUGAAUUCCCAGCAUUUUUCACUUAUGGUUUGGAGUCAACUAUAAAACCUAGGCAUACCAUGAUUGCAAAAAAAGGAUUGAAGUGUUCACUGGCAUGGAUGCUUAAUUGUUCUAAUGAGAAAUUUGAGCAGCGGAUGGAUUAUGACACUAUUGACAUGGAAGAGAUGGAAAUGAAACCAUCUUUUGACAUGAACUCAUUGAUGCGACCAAGGAAUGAUGAAUCGGAUUCUGAUUAUGAAUACAGCGAUUCUGAUGAUGAUGAUGAUGAUGAUGAUGAUGAUGAUGAUGAUGAUGAUGAUGAUGAUGAUGAUGAGUGAAAUAAUACGAUACUUUUGUAACUAGUCUGCCUAGGAGAAUUUUGGUCUUCUUUUGGAUGAUCUUUAUAUACUGAUAGUUUCAAUGCCGUAAUGUACCAUUGAAAAGGUAUGUAUAUGAUUCGCAAGUACACGUGACGCAUUUACAAGCUUUUGCAUCCUAAUUCAUUUUGUUUGUUUA